ACAAACGCUGCAGGGAACACACAUGGAUGUAUAAAGGAGUGAGACGUGAUCGCACACACCCCGAUGAAGAAGUUGGGACUUGUCAGCGAGGAAGCAAUUACUUAUUCGUGCCUGGGAUUUGGGUUGGCUGGCAUCGUGCUGAUUGUGGAAGAGUUCUCCGAUGGCUGAUCAAUCCACUGUGGACCUGAGAGACAUUGAGAUCAAGCUGGGGCGCAAGGUGCCGGAGAGCCUGGCCAGAUCCCUGAGAGAGGAGCACGGGGACUGGAAGAAGGAUGGCUUCUCCGGGCACGAUGUCCCUGUCAGCUUCCCCCAGUCCAGCACCCUGGAGAGGCUGGGGAGUAAGAUACAGCUUCUCAGACAGGACAUGGUCUAUCUGCGAGCUACUGAUGUUAAACUGAUGAGACAGCUGCUGAUUAUCAAUGAAAGCAUAGAAUCUAUCAAGUGGAUGAUGGAGGAGAAGGAUAUCAUUACCAGCCAGGGAAGCAGCUUGAGCGGGAGUCUUUGCAGUCUAUUGGAAAGCCGAGACACUUCAUUACAUGGAAGUUAUACCAGUUUGCAUGGUUACAGUGAUGGCAUGGAUGAGAUCUCAGUGGGAAGCUACUUGGAUACUCUAGCUGAUAUUGUUCCAGGACAUUGUACUCCAGAUUUUGAUCAGUACAGUGAUACACAAGAGAACCAUGAAGACUACCAACCACUGCGUAAUGAUUCCACGGAACAGCUUGAUGAGUAUUAUUGCAUCAGAUAGAGCAGGAAUAAAGAACAAUCCACAGUGGAUGCAUGGGGCAUUUUGUAAACUGUAAUUCCACUCAAUAGUAGUCUGAACUGU
Messenger RNA from Nanorana parkeri, 826 nucleotides. It is a transcript of the gene LURAP1L, whose product is annotated as leucine rich adaptor protein 1 like. The coding region runs from base 161 to 745 and encodes 194 amino acids. Gene Ontology annotation, biological process: positive regulation of canonical NF-kappaB signal transduction. The transcript has 2 exons. The record is from RefSeq and is a predicted model, not a curated record. Lineage: Eukaryota; Metazoa; Chordata; Amphibia; Anura; Dicroglossidae.